Durio zibethinus is the source of this 596-nucleotide messenger RNA. RefSeq lists its product as uncharacterized. The record is from RefSeq and is a predicted model, not a curated record. NCBI's taxonomy places the organism in Eukaryota, Viridiplantae, Streptophyta, Magnoliopsida, Malvales, Malvaceae.
UCAUUGUACUUCAUUGUACUUCAUUGUCUGUCGUGUCUCUGCAUUCCCUUAUUUCCCUUCCUUUGCCUCUUCGUAGUAACAAUUUCAUUAUCUCUCCAGUUCCUUCUUUCUUCUAAAACUCAUCUUCUUCCAACUCCUCCUUCAAAACCUCAAUCCCGUUUGAUCAAACCUUUUCCCUCAUCUUAUCAUCCACCAUGGGAGGAGGAAAUGGCCAAAAAUCCAAGAUGGCACGUGAGAAGAACAUGGAAAAGCAAAAAGCGGCUGCCAAAGGAAGCCAGCUUGAGUCUAACAAGAAGGCCAUGACCAUUCAGUGCAGGGUGUGCAUGCAAACAUUCAUGUGUACCACAACAGAAGUGAAGUGCCACGAGCACGUUGAGGCAAAGCAUCCUAAGUCUGAUCUUUACGCAUGUUUUCCUCAUCUUAAAAAGUAAUAUACGAAACUCAGCAAAAUGAACUGGGAGAUCUAGACAUCUUUUAGCGUGUAUCUAUCUUGUAACUUGCUACUUUAUGAUUAGCUUCUUCAAAUCUCUUUCACAAGCUGAUUUUACUGUUGUAAUUGUCAUGUUGUGUUCAGUCAUGGGUGCCCAUUGAAUCUA